AUGAAACAUUUAACUAUUUUAAUAUUAUGCCUGUGCGUCUUCUAUCAACAAAUAGCGUCAGAAUCGAUGGGACCAAUAGAGUCGUUCAUACAAACAAAUUUAGUAGGAUUUCCUGUCAUCCACGAAACUCGUCCUUGGAUUUUCGACCCUGAUAUAUCUUUAAGGAGAAGAAAACAGUUUAUCGAAUUACAUGGCGAUAAAGGAGAAAAGUUGAUAGAGAGACUCGGUCUUGGAAUAGACGGUUAUGCAGAUGAAAGGUUGAAACUUCAAAGACAAAGGGAUGAAGGUCACCUUGGAGGGUUGAAUUCAUUAAGGCCU
Molecule: messenger RNA, 318 nt
Organism: Brenthis ino (lesser marbled fritillary)
Lineage: Eukaryota; Metazoa; Arthropoda; Insecta; Lepidoptera; Nymphalidae
Source: the annotation of a GenBank genome assembly